Messenger RNA from Cydia fagiglandana, 2255 nucleotides. RefSeq names its product tyrosine aminotransferase (gene Tat). The record is from RefSeq and is a predicted model, not a curated record. Bases 216 to 1535 code for a protein of 439 amino acids. Gene Ontology annotation, molecular function: pyridoxal phosphate binding; L-tyrosine:2-oxoglutarate transaminase activity. The transcript is spliced from 5 exons. NCBI's taxonomy places the organism in Eukaryota, Metazoa, Arthropoda, Insecta, Lepidoptera, Tortricidae. Gene Ontology annotation, biological process: L-tyrosine catabolic process; biosynthetic process; L-phenylalanine catabolic process.
AGUUUAUGAAGGUAAGGGUGGAAUGUUUACAACUAGCUCCACUGUCGUCAUCUCAUCUGCAUUUUGAAACCAGUUCCGCGGCCCGAUCACGCCAGCCGCCUCGCACCAGAUCCGUUUCUAUACAAAACUGAGGUGUAUCGGUAAGCGGACACUAUUCACGAUUGUGUUCUCUAAAGUGUCACCAUAGCGUUCACCAUUUUGCAAGUUGUGUGCCCAUGUCGCAGCGGUCUCUGAGCAGGGAGGUGUGGGAGGUGCGUGCUUCAGCGUUAGCUCGCAACACCCAUAACGUGAUCAGGGAGAUCGUCGAGAACUUACAAGUGGAACCGCACCCUAAUAAGCAGCUAAUUGCUCUUUCCAUUGGUGACCCGACUACAUUUGGAAACCUCAAUCCACCAGACCAAGUCCUACAGGCUGUGCGGGACAGCAUCGAAUCACUUAGCUCUAGAAGUUACGGCCCAGGUAAAGGACACCAAGAUGUCAGGGAAGCGGUGGCAGAGUACUGUGCCCACCAGGGACCGAUCACAGCAGAGGACGUCAUCCUCUGCAGCGGCUGCUCUCACGCCAUCGAGAUGGCCGUCACAGUGCUUGCUGAUGCCGGCCAGAAUAUUCUGGUGCCGCGACCGGGGUUCUUGAUAUACAGAACCUUAUCAGAAGGCUUAGGAAUUCAAAUAAAAUAUUACAAUUUGUUGCCUGAUCAGCAAUGGAAAGUCGAUCUAGACGAUAUCGAGGGACAAAUAGACGACAAGACCGCAGCAAUAGUUGUUAUAAAUCCGUCGAAUCCUUGCGGUUCUGUGUACAGUAAAGAACAUUUGACUGAAAUAUUGGAUAUUGCGUCGAGAAAUCGUGUUCCCAUAAUAGCAGAUGAGAUAUACGAGCAUAUGGUGUUUUCUGGCAAUCAGUACCAUGCGCUCUCUUCGCUGUCAGUGGAUGUUCCUGUGCUCUCUUGUGGUGGUCUGACUAAGAGGUUUCUAGUUCCGGGUUGGAGGAUGGGCUGGGUCAUCAUACAUGAUCGUCAGAAUAUAUUUGGGAAAGAAGUUCGCAGAGGUUUGAAUAAUAUGACUACUAGGAUACUUGGCCCUAAUACGCUAAUUCAGCGUGCCUUACCCGCUAUACUGCAACUCACGCCACAGAGCUUUUUCGACGAUGUGUUAAUAUUUCUAGAGAGCCAAGCCAAACUGGCUUACGAAGCAUUGCGCCGAGCCCCCGGAUUGCGGCCCGUGAUGCCUCAAGGAGCCAUGUAUAUGAUGAUUCAAAUAAAGAUGUCACUAUUUCCCCAUUUCGACAACGAGCUUCAAUUCGUAGAGAGACUAGUAUCAGAACAGUCCGUUUUUUGCCUACCCGGAAAGUGUUUCGAGUACCCUAACUACAUGCGGAUAGUUCUGACAGUACCGGAGGAUAUCAUGCGCGAGGCAUGCGAUCGCAUAACCGUGUUCUGCAGGGAGCAUGUCGCCUCCAGAGACAAUCUGAAGGAAGUCGAUAAUAAUUCCGUUUCUGUGGAGCCUGUCAGCGAAGUCAUCUGUGAACACGAACCAUAAUAAAUAUUCCUAUGAUUUUCGAAAUUCAUUUUUAUGAAAUCACGUGUACGUUUGAUUUGAGAGAAUAAUUGACGCCCGCUUCUCCAUACAAAAGUAUUAAAUAGUUCCCAUUUUUCUUUCUGGAUUAAAGAAAAAUAAACAUUAAAGAAAAUAUAGUAGGUACUGAUGGUGCUGAUGGAUGCUACUUUACGGUGGUACUUUAUGGUGGUAAUUAGUAUUUUACGUGCCUAUGUCGAAAAUUUAUUGGGCCAUAAUACUUAUGUAGAAUACUGUAAAACGUUGUACGAUUCACGUGCAAAUAGGUAAUUCGCAACUUGUGUUUAUUUAAAAAAACUCUCUUCGGUCAUCAUCGCCACUUGAUUUCCUACUUUUAGCACUUGUAUCAUAAUGUACUAUUUCAACACACUUGCUCGUUGAUAUUAAACCCGCAUGCUUUUUUUAAUUUUGUUUAAUUAAGUAUAAGUUUAUUCUACUACUUAUGUCCAAAGAUUUCAGGCGGGUGAUAUUUUAAUUUAAUGAUCACAUAGACUUCAUAAGUUAAUGUUAUAAAAAAAUCUCCGGUGACAGAAUUUCUGUUUUCGAGACAUACCUAAAUGGUUUUGUAAAUAGUAUUAUUUUAAUUGACUUGUACACUGCAGAUACAAUGGUAUUGCUUCAAUCUCGUAGAGUUACACCAGGAAAAGUCUGCAGCGAUUUUGAUACCCCACGCAUUGCAAGUGU